AUGGCAGAGAUACUAAAACCGAAAAAGACCAAUCCUCGUGGGAUUCCUGAAGCGCCGUUUAUAGAAAAAGUUGAUAAUGUAAUAAAAGACCCCGACAAUGAAUUCCAGUCUGUCAUGUCUCAGUUCCAGCAAAGACUUCAGCAAUAUAAAUAUAUGGAAUUGUCAAAACAACAACAGCUAGCAGACUUGAAUAUAAAGAUACCUGAUAUUGAGAAGAAUUUGACUGUUAUUGAUCAGUUAAAGGAGUCAAAACGGGAAGCGCAAGAAUACGAAGAAGAAGAAGAUAUCGAGGAAGAAGGAAAAUCUAAGGAAUUGACAUUCAACUACGAACUCAAUGACACGUUGUAUAACCAAGCUACGGUCAAUUUGGAGAAAUUGGAUUCCGUUUAUUUGUGGUUGGGGGCUGAGGUGAUGUUGGAGUACCCACUAGAUGAGGCUAUUGAACUUUUGAAUGAGAGGUUAACCAAAAGCUAUGAGCAAAAGACAAUUAUUGAAGAAGAUUUGGAAUUUUUAAAAGAAAACAUAACUACAAUGGAAGUGAACACUGCUAGAUUAUUCAAUUGGGAUGUUGAAAGAAGAAAGAAACUUACUUCAAAAUAA
Molecule: messenger RNA, 600 nt
Organism: Lodderomyces oxycetoniae
Lineage: Eukaryota; Fungi; Ascomycota; Pichiomycetes; Serinales; Debaryomycetaceae
Product: tubulin-binding prefolding complex subunit
Exons: 2
Coding region: 1-600 (199 amino acids)
Biological process (GO): tubulin complex assembly; microtubule-based process; protein folding
Cellular component (GO): prefoldin complex; cytoplasm
Molecular function (GO): tubulin binding
Source: RefSeq, a predicted model, not a curated record